Molecule: messenger RNA, 5484 nt
Organism: Tetrahymena thermophila SB210
Lineage: Eukaryota; Ciliophora; Oligohymenophorea; Hymenostomatida; Tetrahymenidae
Product: cation channel family transporter
Exons: 6
Biological process (GO): transmembrane transport; monoatomic ion transport
Cellular component (GO): membrane
Molecular function (GO): monoatomic ion channel activity
Source: RefSeq, a predicted model, not a curated record
AUGCAUUCCUAAAUUAAAAAAAUUUUCCAUUUAUAAAAGUUUUAAAGCUAGCUUUCAUAGCAGAAGUCUUUGAAAGACAAAGAUUAGAUAACUCCUACUUAAAAAGAUUCAAAUAAUACUACAGUUCAAAACAACAAUGAAUAGUAGUAGCAGUAGUAACUCACAUCAAAGAAGAAUUAGUAUUAAUAAAAUGUCUUUAGAUUUUCUAUUAAUUCUAAUCAGCAAGAUUAAAAUGUUAGCCCGAAUAUAUUGUAAACUGAUAAAAAUAGUAACUUAUCUCCUUCGGGAACGGGAAAUGGAUAGAAUUAAAAUAAGCUAAUCACACAAAGAUCAAAAUUAUUGAGCAAAUAAAAUUCUAAUUGUUUGCUCCCAAGUUUAUCUAAUGAAUUCAACUUUCAACAUAAAAAUAAUUUGAACGGUCAUACAACUGUUAUGUGUGCAAUCUAAGAGCAAAUUUUAGUAGAAUAAGAUUAGUAUGUUACAAAAAAGCGUAAAAAAAUAAUAUAUGUUCUACUAGGUAAAUCAAAAGAGGAAGUUAUGGCAAAAGCAUUAAGGCAUUUAAAAGAUGCAAUCCUACUUCGUCCACCUAGAAAUGCAUUUGAAAGCAAUUUAAAAUUUGGAGAUUAUUUUUUAUAUUUCUAUGAAAUAAGAUGGACUCUUCUUUGGCGUUUCUUAUAGAAGACAUUAAGUUACUUAUUCAUCAUACAAACAUUCUUAGAACCUUAGACAGAAGCAGAUAAUUUUAAUGACUAAACAACUGAAAACUAUGCCUACUAUUCUGAAAUUGUUAUUUUAUCUUUUUGUUUAAUAGAUAAUGUUCUGAGCCUCUACAUAUACAGACCAUCAAUGAAAAAUGCUAUUUUAAAAAUUUUAAGCUAUAUAUUUUAGUUUUCACUUUUUAUUAUCUUUUUAACUGAUUUCAUAAUUUUUUGGCACACUUCAUUAAUUCAAGUUAGAUUUUCAUCUAUACUUAGACCUCUCUGGCUUAUACAGUUCCAUAAAGAUAUUUAAAAUAUACUUAAAUCAAUGCUACGAAGCUCUAGAAGAGUUCUUGAUAUCUUUCUCUUUUUUAUCUUUUGGAGCUGUUUUUGGGGGUACAUAGGAUACAACUUGCUUUCUGAAUAUAAAACUCAGCUAAAAGAUGACAUCUAUUUUGUUUUUGGUAGCAUAGGUGAAAGUAUAUUAGGUAUGUAUACUUUAAUAACCUUAGAUACUUAUCCAACGAUUAUAGAAAACAUCAUUAAAGAUAAUCCUUAUUACUUGCUUUUCUUUGUACCAUUUGUCGCUAUGAAUCUGUUUUUCUUCCUUUGUGUUCCGGUUGCAGUAAUAUUUGAAAGCUAUAAGCAACAGAGAGCAUUAAUUUAUCUAAAAGAAGAUAAAAUUACUAAAGAUGCUUUGACCUACUGCUUUUACUGUCUGAUACACUACAACAAAGAAGAUUUUCUCUCUAAAGAUUAAUUUUUUAAUCUUUUUAAUGCAUAUUACAAAAAUAAAGCAAUUCGUUAGAAAAUAGAUGAACUCUACUAAAUAUUGAAUAUCGAUCAAUAAGAUAAAAUGACUCUUUAUGAAUUUUAAGAUACUGUUGCAUUAAUGAAGACUAGCGAGAGGCUUUAUAAUAAUUCAAAUAAAUACUGGGAUUCUUUUAGAAAUUUUUGUAAUAAGUACCUCUACUUUGAGAAAAUUUCGAGAAGUCACUAUUGGAGUUAUUUCAUAUUAUUUAUAGUUUUUUCAAAUACAAUUGCUUUAAUUUACUAUAGUGCUGCUACUGUGUAUACAGAUAAUUCAAGUAGUUUAGAUGACAUUUACACAAAUAUAGAAAUUUUCUUUCUAAGUGUAUACAUAACAGAUGUUUGCAUUAAAAUGAUUGGAUUAGGUAUCAAUGAGUAUUUUGAUGACUAUUGGAAUAAUUUUGAUUUCUUUAUGGCAAUAGUAUCUCUUGUUACUAUUAUCGGUUUGAAAUAUAUUUACUUUAUCAAGGAAACCAAGAGUACUAAGCUAAUUAAAAUCACUAAAUUAUAGCGAGUUCUCAAAAUAUUUAGAUCUAUAAGGUCUAUUAAGUUGCUUUCCUUUCUUAAACUAGGUGCAGAUGCUUUAUUAAGAGUAUAAAAGUUAUUCCAUAAAAUAGCUAUCUGCAUUCCAUCUGUCUGGGGUUUUGUCUCAACUUAUUUUUUGAUUAGCAUUUCUUAUGGCUUUUUAGGAAUUUUUCUUUUCAACACUAAUAACAAUCCAGAUAAUGGAAAUCCUUACGAUAAAAGUAAUUACACAGACUUUAAUUCUAUUUAAAAUGCUUUAUUGGUACUAUUUUAAGUUGUAGCAGAGAGUAAAUGGACUGAUUUUUUAUAUGGAUAUGGGUACUAAACUAGUUUACCUCUAUCAGCAGCAUAUUUUGUUACUUACCACAUGUUUUCUAUUUUCUUUUUCAUGUCUCUCAUAAAGGGAGUAAUAUGGGAUGUUUUUAAUGUAGUAGAGACAUAUUUAAAAGAAUAAGAAUAUGAUGAACUAGCAGAGUUGGCUGAGUAAGCAGAUUCUCAAAAUAACGUCUAAAGUGAAUUAAGUCAUAAACAAACAGAAGAAUUAAAUGCCAAAAAUCAUUAAAUAAAUUAAGAAGCGCUUAUUUAAGAGGAUAUUCAAUUUGGUAGAGUGAACUCUUUUCGCCAUACGAAUCUGCAUUUUGGAUAGAGAAAGGCUGAUUAAAAUGAAAAAUGUGUAGCAGAUAAAGAUCCAAUUUCUUAAGAUAAAGAUAAUUAAAAUGAAGUUUUAGUUACAGAACCUGUUGUUUUAAACUUUGGUGAAGAAGAAAAAAAUUCUAAUAUUAACAUUGAAAAAAAUAGUUUAUUAUCAAACUAGGAAUAAAAACAUCCUAAGCUAUCAAAUUAUCAUAACUUGCAUAUUAAUGAAAUAAUUAAAAAUUAAUUUGAUAUAGGAAAUAAAGAUAAGGAUGACAAUGUGUUAGAGGAAAAUACUGAAGAAUAAGAGAAAGAAAGUAAUAAUUCUAGUGAAAUUCCAAGCUUGACAAAUAAAAACAGUAGCAGUGUUUAAGAAUCUAAAAAAUAAAAAUUUAAUUUUUCAUUUAAAAAUAAUGUUCAUUUUUCAAAAGAAAAUACUAAUGAAUAAACUGCUAAAGAUUUAGAGGAAACCCCUGCAGAAGAAACUGGUGAUAAUGAAGAUGUCAUUCAAAAAAAAAUGCUUUCUUCAGAAGAAGGAAGGUUUAUAGUCAGAAUAAAUACAUUCUAAGAUUCAUAAAAUUCAUCAAUUUUGUUAAUCCAAAAAAAAGAUUAAAAUUAAAAUGAAUAUCCUCCUCAAAAUAUAGAAAAUGUGUUCGAUGAAAAGAUGACUGAAUCUUCAUACAAACUUAAUAAAAAUAACUUACUCUCUUUAAACAGCACUUCCUAAAAUUCUCCUUAAUUAAAGCCUUUAAUUCAAACAAAAAGCAACUUCUAAACACCAAUUAAAAACUAUAAAUCUCACCUACUAAUAAAUGACAAUAAUAUUUUAGUAAGUUUUGAUAAUUAAAAAGAUUCUAAAAAAAUUAAUGCACCUUUAUCUGCAGAAAGUAAAGCUAAUAGUGACAAAACUAUAAAUAAUGGUAAUAACAACAACAAUAAUAAUAUAUAAAUCAUAAAAAAUCAAAAUGGAGAUUAGUUUUUAACACUUUCAAGGAUAAAUUAUUAGAUACCUUCUAUCCUAAAUAAAAAAAUGCUUGGUUCAUUUAGAAGAUCUGAAAGUUCAAACGUUUGUGCUGAUAAAGAUUAUGUGGUUGAAUUUUAAUUUAAAAAGCCUGAUUCAGAUUUUGAUAAAUAUUAUAGAAAAAGAUCUUAGUUAGUCAACACUUUAGUAGAUAUUAAUGCUUAGCUAGAUUAGCUUGAAAAAUAUCUUCAACUCUAUGAUCAAUAUGGCUUGUAAGUUGCUGAAUUAAGGAGAUAAAGAAUAAUUGAUAAGCACCAAAGCAUUAAUGUUUUUAGCUUAUCAAAGUAGUUUGCACUAUAAAGAAGAACAUAUUUGAAAGAUAAUCCUCUUAACAUAAAUUACGGAAAUAGAUAAGAAUACCUAGAAACUAUCGAAUAGCUGCUAGGAUAUUCAGAUGAUAUCAAAUCAUUUCUGAAUAAAGUAAAUAUUCCUAGUUAAAGAAGUCAAGAAAAGGGCAGCUUAAAAAAAAAUAAAAAUCGCUUUAGAAAAAUGUUUUAAAAUUAUUAUACGGCUGAUGUUUAAAACAAAAAUGAUAAAAAUCUUAACAGUUAUAGAAAUAACAACGAUUCCAAGCAUAAUAAUUAGGAUGAAAAUCUUAAUUUUAUUUCUAUUAGUGAAUUUGGUGAUGCUGAAAGUUAAUAUCCGUCAUAUACUGCUUUUGAACACCAAAGUAAUGUAGAAAAAUCUCUUAAUAUGAGAAAAGAAAUUUGUGAUUAUACUUUUAUAAGGCUUAAUGGUAUCUUCUCUUUUUUACUUCAUCUACUCUCUAAUUUUAAUCACUUUGAUAUAAAAUUUGCUAUUUAAAAGCUGUUUAUAAUUGAAUAAUCAAUAAACUAAUUAAUAUUUGGUGAGUAUGAUGAAGAUCACAGGAUAAACCAUUUUAAAUUCAUAUUAUACUCAAGCAACAAUAAAAAAUAUUUUAUGUUAAAUAAAGAGCCUGAAAGUAUAGACUCAAAGACUGAAAAUCACUUAUAAAUACCAUAAAAUACAUUAGAUAUAGAAGUAUGCGCUCUUCCAAGUGAAUAUGGCCCUUGGUCUGCCCUUAGCAAAUCACUAGAUAAGUAAAAUCAAAUAUAUUUUAUAAAAUCUUUGUUCUCAGAAAUAGAAAAUGACGUAGAUAAAAGAAUUUCUGGUAAACUCUCAGAUAUGAUUCAAUUUAUGGGAGGUUAAUAGUAUUGUUUAGAAGAUAUGACCCAAUACUAAAUAGAAUAAUAUUGCUCUUUUAUUUAUCCUGUAUAAAAUAUUCAAACAUAAUAAGCUUAUUAAAGCCAAAAAGCAAAUUAGAAUUCCUACAACUAAAAUUAAUCAUAUAUUUGUUUUAUUUGCAACAAAUAGAAAAGAAAAUUUAUUGAUAAAAAAUCUGAUAAGUAAAAGAAAAAGUUAGACAUUCAUAAAACAUUUCAAACCUAAUUAUCUAAUAAAGGAGCAGAAAAUCUCUCAAAUAGCAACAAAAUAGAUAAAGGCAACAAUCAUAACUAAGAUGCAAACAAAGAAAAAACUAACAACACUCCUAAAAUUAUCAUAAGUCCAUCAAGUUAACUUAGCAAUUCAUAGAAAGUAAAAGCAGAAGAAGAAAAUAGAAAAUAAUCAAUUUUUUCAAGACAAAACUAGGCAAAUAUAACUAAAUCUUAUAACCAAAAAAAUAAAGUUAUAUUUAAAAAGGAUUAAGAGCAUAUAAUUAAAAUAUACAGCUAAAUUUAGUAAUUUUUUUUCACUCAUUGCCAUUUAUUAGAUUAAAUCAUUUAAAAGCUCUCAAGUUAGAUUAGUUAAGAAAUGCCUAACUACGAAUAUAAAUGA